UCUGUAAUUUGCUUUUUUCUCGUUACAGUCUCCUCCUUCUACACUUGUUUCUGGACAGAUUGCCUUCGUCUCCGUUCUUUUCCCCUGCAACGGCGGCAGGACUGUUCAAUCUCCCCUCACGCUUGGCGAAACCCGGUGUAGAGUGAAGGACGCGGCGACUCUGAUCCGCCGGAGCCCCCUCCACACCCGCCAUGCCGCCGCCGCCGCCGCCGCCUCCCGGCGACGUCGCCGUCCCCGACGGCGGGGACGGCGGCCCGGACCGCCGCGGCGGACCCGAAGACGAGCAGAACCGCUCGCAUUGCGCGGACGCCCGUCCUCCUCCUCCUCCUCCUAGUUCCUCUUACGGCGGUUUGCUGGGACUCGAUUCGGUCCCGUUGACCGACGCCGAGAAGGUCCGGAGGAUUGUAACUGCUUCGGCGAAGGGGUUCUCGAUCGGGGCUGGCCUCAAGGGUGGAUUAGCGCUCUUCUCGGUUCUCGUCAGGUUGAGACGGAGGAGAUUAUCGGCGUCUAUGAGGAAAGCUGAGCUUUUUUCGAAUAGAGAAGCCAUUGUAAUAGCCUUGAAGGAGACUUUGAGAUAUGGACUUUUUCUAGGAACCUUCGCCGGCACGUUUGUUUCUGUGGAUGAAAUCGUAGCUGCUUUGGGAGGGCACCGCAGGACCGGGAAGUGGAGGGCGUUGUUGGCGGGGGCAAUAGCCGGGCCUUCGAUGCUUCUCACGGGACUGAACACGCAGCAUACAAGCUUGGCCAUCUACAUACUAAUGCGUGCGGCUGUAUUGGCUUCACGGUGCGGAAUCAAAAGCAAGAGAUUCGGGAAAAUCUGCAGGCCUCUUACCUGGAAGCAUGGAGACAUAUUCCUUAUGUGUCUAUCUUCAUCACAGAUUCUGUCUGCUUACAUAUUAAAGCAAGAAAGUUUGCCUCCAUCAUAUAAGUCCUUCCUCAACAAACAUGGUGGAAAAGAUGUUACCAUUUUGCAAGGGGUGAAAGAGAUUGCUUCCGGCUUGCCGUUUACGAAUUUGCAGGCAAUAGAAAAAUAUUACAAAUCUACCGGAGUUGAUGUCAAACUAGAUCCAGAGAUGAAGAUUCCCUGCUCGAUGGUACAUGGAAAUCAGUCAUGCAGUGCACAUGCUAUUUCUUUUCUGAUUGAAGCCUAUAAAAGAGCAUUGCCUGUUUAUCUUCCAGUUUAUCUUGUUCCUGCAUUGAUAGUUCAUCGGAAAGGUCUUUUAAAAAGGCCUUACACUAUACUGGGAAAGGGUCUCUUUGGAACUGCAAGAUCAAGCUUGUUUCUGUCAGUUUAUUGUGCAUCUGCCUGGAUGUGGACAUGCAUUCUUUUCAGGAUUUUCAAGAGAUGUAACGUCCCCAUGGUGGCCAUGGGCACGUUCCCUACUGGUCUGGCCUUGGCUAUUGAAAAGAAAAGCAGGCGCAUCGAGAUAUCACUGUACUGCCUAGCACGGGCUAUCGAGAGCUUCUUUACAUGCCUGGCAGAUGUCGGGUAUUUGCCAAAGUCGAGGCGUCUUACAAGAGUUGAUGUGGUCGUUUUUAGCAUAUCGACGGCCAUUAUUAUGCACUGCUAUGCACAGGAGAGGGAGGUAUUCCGUUCAAAGUACUUGAACGUUCUCGAUUGGGUGUUCGGCGUGCCCCCUCCUCCCUGUGAAACACCAAGGUGCAAACAAUCAUCUGAAAAUUCAUCUCUUACUCUGACUUGAUAACAGAACAUGACAGUUCUUUAGGUUUCCUCUCACUUAUUGCCCACUUGAGGUAGCUUGUUACUUAUUUUUUUCUCGUGCUCUAAAGAAGCUGAGGCUCAGGAUUCCGAGAUUCGACCUUUGUGUUAACUUUUGUCAUAGGGAUAUUAAUCAGGUUAUGGGGUAGCAAAUGACACCAUGUUUUUUCUUGUGCAUGUAACUUCUCCGAACAACUGGAAUUCUUUCGUAGCUGUUACAACCGUCGGACAAUGCUUUUA
This is a messenger RNA of Rhodamnia argentea, 1960 nucleotides long. Its product is annotated as transmembrane protein 135 homolog. The record is from RefSeq and is a predicted model, not a curated record. The transcript is spliced from 8 exons. NCBI's taxonomy places the organism in Eukaryota, Viridiplantae, Streptophyta, Magnoliopsida, Myrtales, Myrtaceae. Bases 192 to 1703 code for a protein of 503 amino acids.